This is a messenger RNA of Tachyglossus aculeatus (Australian echidna), 1553 nucleotides long. It is a transcript of the gene GDI2, whose product is annotated as GDP dissociation inhibitor 2. Bases 120 to 1466 code for a protein of 448 amino acids. Lineage: Eukaryota; Metazoa; Chordata; Mammalia; Monotremata; Tachyglossidae. Gene Ontology annotation, molecular function: Rab GDP-dissociation inhibitor activity. Gene Ontology annotation, biological process: small GTPase-mediated signal transduction; vesicle-mediated transport; protein transport. The record is from RefSeq and is a predicted model, not a curated record. The transcript is spliced from 11 exons. Gene Ontology annotation, cellular component: cytoplasm.
CGUCGGAGGCGCCUUCCCUCCUCCUCGUCGUCGUCGUCUUCGUCCCCUCCAUUUUCCGUAUCGCGGGUUGGUGGCGGCCGCUCGCGCCUCCGCCCGGGCCUCGUCCUGCGGGCCCCGCCAUGAACGAGGAGUACGACGUGAUCGUGCUGGGCACCGGCCUGACGGAAUGUAUUCUUUCCGGUAUCAUGUCAGUGAAUGGAAAGAAGGUCCUUCACAUGGAUCGCAACUCUUAUUAUGGAGGCGAUAGUGCAUCCAUCACACCCCUGGAAGAUCUGUAUAAAAGAUUUAAUUUACCAGGAUCUCCUCCAGAAUCAAUGGGGCGGGGAAGAGACUGGAAUGUGGACCUAAUUCCCAAAUUCCUAAUGGCUAAUGGUCAGUUGGUUAAAAUGCUGCUGUAUACCGAAGUCACCCGCUACCUAGACUUCAAAGUGACUGAAGGGAGUUUUGUCUACAAAGGAGGGAAAAUCUACAAGGUUCCUUCUACUGAGGCUGAAGCUCUGGCAUCCAGCUUGAUGGGACUGUUCGAGAAACGCCGGUUCAGGAAAUUCUUGGUGUAUGUUGCCAACUUUGACGAAAACGACCCACGAACUUUUGAAGGCGUCGAUCCUAAGAAGACUACUAUGCGAGACGUAUAUAAGAAGUUCGAUUUGGGCCAGGAUGUUAUAGAUUUCACGGGUCACGCCCUUGCCCUCUACAGAACUGAUGACUACCUAGACCAGCCAUGCCAAGAAACCGUCAACAGGAUUAAACUCUACAGUGAGUCUUUGGCUAGAUAUGGGAAAAGCCCCUAUCUUUACCCACUGUACGGGCUUGGAGAGCUGCCCCAAGGAUUCGCAAGGCUAAGUGCCAUUUAUGGAGGCACCUACAUGCUGAACAAGCCAAUUGAAGAGAUUGUGAUAGAAGGUGGAAAAGUCAUCGGGGUGAAAUCUGAAGGAGAGAUCGCCCGCUGCAAGCAGCUGAUCUGCGACCCCAGCUAUGUAACAGACAGAGUAACCAAAGUGGGCCAGGUGAUUCGAGUUAUCUGUAUCCUGAGCCACCCGAUCAAGAACACCAACGACGCCAACUCCUGCCAGAUCAUCAUUCCACAGAACCAGGUCAACCGAAAAUCAGAUAUCUACGUCUGCAUGAUUUCUUCCGCGCACAACGUGGCGGCACAAGGGAAGUACAUUGCCAUAGUUAGCACGACUGUGGAAACCAACGAUCCCGAGAGAGAAAUCAAACCUGCCUUAGAUCUCUUGGAACCAAUUGAACAGAAAUUUGCUAGCAUCAGUGACCUCCACGCUCCAACUGAUUUGGGAACCGAAAGCCAGAUCUUCAUUUCACGCACUUACGAUGCUACGACUCACUUUGAGACCACCUGUGAUGACAUUAAGGACAUCUACAAAAGGAUGAUGGGGUCGGAGUUCGACUUCGAGGAAAUGAAACGCAAGAAAAAUGACAUCUACGGUGAAGAGGAGCAGCAGUAAGAGGCUAACGUGUAAUUUAGAAGCGGUUUAAAACUUGGCUAAUACAGAUCUGUAUCAGGAACCUAAUGAACACUGUAUGAAUUUCAA